Petromyzon marinus (sea lamprey) is the source of this 1221-nucleotide messenger RNA. Lineage: Eukaryota; Metazoa; Chordata; Hyperoartia; Petromyzontiformes; Petromyzontidae. The record is from RefSeq and is a predicted model, not a curated record.
CGGCCGCGACUUCAUCCCCGGCUGCAACGUCACUUCCGGCUGUGAGGCCCCUUCCAGCAGUGACGUCACGUCUGUCCGCGACGUCACUUCCGACCGGGACUCGGAUCGCAGGUCCCAUCGCAAUCCCCGGUCCUGGCGCGAUCCCCGGCCCCGGCAGGGUCCCCAGCCCUGGUGCGAUCCCUGACCCCAGCGCAAUCCCCGGCGUGGUCCCCGGCUCCGGCGCGGUCCCCGGCACCGGUGCAAUCCCCUUCCCCCGACAAGGACGGUGGAGCCCAGGGCCCGACACCGACGGUGCCCACCCUGAGGAGGCCCCCGGGGGGCCAGUGGUGAGUUGUAGGUACAAGGUGAGGACUCUCACGAGCGCCUGGAUGGGUGCUGGGACCGGUGCUGAGAUCAGCGUGAAGAUUAGAGGAGCGUGCGACACCCUAAGUGCCACUCUCUCCUCAUCUACCACAGGACUCACCCCCUUCCUAUACGGACAGACAGACGAGUUCCACGUGACUGGUGACCACGUGGGGCCUCUCUUUGACGUCACAGUUUGGCACGACGGCUCUGGGUAUUACUCAGCAUGGCACCUCGAACGGGUGGAGGUUGACGAAUCUCCUGGAGUCACCGUUGAGUUCCCGUGCAAUUGCUGGGUCUAUGGCAACACCCCCAUCACGUUGAAGCCCCAGGUACCGCAGGGGACAAUUGGCUGCCUGCGAACGACAACUCUGGGGACAAGCCCCCCACAAUCCCCGGAGUCAGCCACCCACAACCCACGCAAUCAGCCGCCCACAAUCCGCGAAGCUAGCCCCCCACAAUCCACGAAGUUAGCCCCCCACAAUCCAAGGGGUCAGCCCUCCAAAAUCCACAGGGCCAACCCCCACUGCACUGUGCCAGUGAUGGCAUUAGCCCUGGCGAGCAGCGUGUGCAUCUGCCUGGCCUCGCUCACCGCACUGCUCACCGCACUGCUCACCGUACGACCGCGGCGAGCGCCCCGAAUCACUCCUCACCUGCUCACCACUUACUCACCACCUACUCAUUAAUUGAUAUACUCGCUCACUCAACUACCCACUCACUCACGUACCCACUCACUCACCUACCCACUCGUUCACUCAUUAAUAUUCGCAUCCACCCACUGACCUACUCACCCGCUCACUCAUCCAAUCAUUAAUUUACUCACUGACACACCCACUCACUCACGCACUAACCCACCCACUCACCCACCCAGCUAUCCAC